Messenger RNA from Danio aesculapii, 5584 nucleotides. RefSeq names its product interferon-induced very large GTPase 1. The record is from RefSeq and is a predicted model, not a curated record. Gene Ontology annotation, molecular function: protein binding; GTP binding. Lineage: Eukaryota; Metazoa; Chordata; Actinopteri; Cypriniformes; Danionidae.
UAGAAGACGUUGCCUGAGUGAGUGCUGAAAGGCAGACUGCAGAGGUUAUCCUUCUCUGGACGCACGGAUAUCAGUUUUCCCAAAUCAACUACAAUGGACUGCUGCCCCAGUGUGGAAGUAGUAACUACAAAUGAAGCUACUGGUGAAGACACUACAACCAAACAACAAGUAUUUACAUGUUUUGCUGAGACACACCAAGAAGAGGUUGACAAAUUACGAAAUGUCCCUGCACCAGGUGAGAUUUCAGUGCAGCAUAUUGGGACCAGUUCCAUUACUCUUGCCUGGAAGCCAGAAAACAUAACUACAUUUGAGUUAACUUGCUUCAGUCAUACAACUACAAAGACCUUUACAAUCUCCAAUGCAUCAGCCAUGGAAGUAGAAGACCUUUCUCCAGGGACUGAAUAUGCGUUCACCAUUGUUUCUGUUUCAAUAAACGGUGAUCGAAGUGCAGGAACUGAAUUGACUGCAUCCACCAAGCCAGUCCCACCUGACAAAUUUAAGGUUGAGAAUGUUGGAACCACAUCAGUAACUCUUAUUUGGGAUGUAUCUGGAUGUAAAGAGAAGCACUUUCAUGUGGUCUGUCGACAGAAUGGAAGAAACAUCCAGGAUGACAGGACAGAAUCUGGAAGUGUGGUUUUCAGUGACCUAAGUCCUGGAAAUAAAUACUCUUUUCACAUUACAAGAGUACUUCCAAGUGGCAUCCAAAGUAAAGAAGCAGUGACAUACACUCAAACAAAAACAAACAUCCAGGGCCUCUUGCAGGAUUUGGGGUUGGAGCAGCACUACACAAACAAACUUUCACUCAGUGAUGUGCUGCAGAUCGACAAGAGUUCAGUGACUGAUGAGCCAGCCCAGUCUCUAUCAUCUUUACCAUGGCAGUUCCUGAAGAAACUCAUGAUGGUGAAUGUGACUGCAAGAAGUGUCAAAUAUUCAUCAGAUGAGAGUGACAGUUUGUCAAGUUUAGAUAUUUACAAUGACACAUCCAUUUUUCAGAUCAAUCAGAAUGUCAAUGUAAAUCCUUUAGACAUAGUGACCGCCCUCUUUCAUUGUUCAGAUGGUUUCUUACAACAGGAAAUGGUCUCAAAAAUGUCAAUGUGUCAGUUCUCUGUCCCUUUGCUUCUUCCAAAUUGUGAUGGUCAACAGUGCAUGUACAUGCUUUGGGCCAUGAGAGAUAUUGUGAAGAAAUUUAGACCUCACUCCUUGUCAGACCAAAAAGGAUUUGUGGAGGACAGAAUUGUUCAUUCUGUGCUCCCCUUAGUGUCCUUUGUUAGACUGGGCAAAUGCAGCAUUUCUAAAUCUCAGAUCUUAAACAAACUACUCAGCAACCCCCAGCAGUAUCAUGAUACCUUUGUACAUCGUGACAUGGACUGUGGAGAUAUCCCGAGAAAGAUAUCAAAUGGGUUAGUGGAGAUGAGUUGGUAUCUACCUUGUGGAAACAAAAACAUUGAUGUUUUUCCUGAACCUGUGGCUUUUGCAAAUUUGAGAGGUGACAUCAGUACCUUUGAAACUCAGUAUUCAUUCUUAUGUCAGACCUCCACUGCAGUUUUUGUGUUCUUUGAAAAUCUGGACACAAAUUACAAGCUUCUCACCAACCAACAUGCUAAAGCACAGGUUUAUUUAGUAGGCAACGCCCAAAGCAAAACAUUUGAUUUGCAGCAGCUGAAAAGCACAGCCUCUGAAAUGAACUUGAGGAAAGAAAACAUAAUUCUGAAGAUGAAACAAAAUGAUGCAAAUUUUGUCAAAAAUCUGCAUACCACAGUGAAUUGCAUAAUUAAUAACCAUCCUAUCAAAGCAUGCCUGGAGAAAAUGGACACAAUAGCACACGAGCUUGGAAUUCUAGUGGAUGAAGACAUCGAAGAAUGUCAGAAAGCCAAAAAUAACUCAAAUGUCCUAAUGAAAAGUAUACAGGACACAUUGCAGUUCAAAGAGGAUCAGCUUCCCCUUCAGGGUAAAAUCUGGAAAGAUCUGGCUAAACUGGAAAAAGAGGAAUGCAGACUCCGGAAAGCUGGUGAUCAAAACAUAGAGAUAUACAAGAGUGAUCUCCUGCUUAAAAAGACUGAACUCAGGAAACUGCAAAAUAAAUAUGAUAUUUCAGAGGCAAUGUCUUGCUUUAUUAGUGCAUUAUCGACAUCAAGCCAGGAGAGGACCUACUUCUUGAAGUGGAUGCGAAUGAACCUUGACAAUCUCUCCCGAUCAAACCUCUCCAGCCUCCGAGAACAGUACAAAGAAAAGUGUCAGCAUUUUUCAGAAAACAAAGAGGAAAUCGCACAGCUCGAUCAACAGAUCUCCAACAGUUCUUUAGGAGUAGAGCACUUCCUGCGUGAAAUGGGCCAACUUUACGAAGCUGCUGUGUCGCUUUCAGAAAACCUAGAAUCACGUCAACAAAUGCUCCACUUGCCCAAGUUAUGUGCUAAGCUGAUGUUAAAUGGUUUCCCUCUGGAACUGGUUGAUGGAGAUGCCUCAAAUAUUCCUCUCAGAUGGGUAAGGGAUGUGCUGAAGUAUCUGAACUCUUUAGUGCAGCCCAAUAAUAAAAUCAUGGUGGUCACAGUUUUAGGAGUUCAGAGCACAGGGAAAUCCACCUUGCUGAACACCAUGUUUGGAGUUCAAUUUGCUGUCAGCAGUGGAAGAUGCACCAGAGGAGCUUUCAUGCAGCUGAUCAAAGUCAAAGAUGACCUCAAGCGAGAACUUGGCUGUGAUUAUUUAGUGAUAAUUGACACAGAAGGCCUGAAAUCCCCAGAGCUUGCAAAACUAGAUGAUAGCCAUGAACAUGACAACGAAUUAGCCACACUUGUUGUUGGAUUAAGCGACGUCACAAUCAUCAACAUCGCAAUGGAGAAUUCCACAGAGAUGAAGGACAUUUUGCAAAUCGUGGUCCAUGCUUUCCUCAGAAUGAAGGAAAUUGGUAAAAAACCCAAGUGUCAGUUUGUCCAUCAAAAUGUUGCUGAUGUAUCGGCACAUGACAAGAACAUGAGAGACCGUAAACUUCUGCUGGAGCAGCUGAAUGAAAUGACAGAGGCAGCAGCUAGAAUGGAGAACAAGGAGGAGUAUAAAAUGUUCACAGAUGUGAUGGAGUAUGAUCCGGAGACCUGCAACUGGUAUAUCCCUGGGCUCUGGCAUGGAAAUCCUCCAAUGGCACCAGUGAACGCUGGCUACUCUGAGGCUGUCUAUGACUUUAAAAAGAACAUGGCUGAGAUAAUUGGACAAUGCAAGCACAACACACAUGUAAACAACAUUACUGACUUUUUGGAGUGGACGAAAAGCUUGUGGAAUGCAGUCAAGUACGAAAACUUCAUCUUCAGCUUCAGGAACAGCUUGGUGGCCGAUGCGUAUAUAAGACUGUGUACAGAAUACAAUAAAUGGCAAUGGUCUUUCAAGAAGGAUAUGCACACUUGGUUAACUCUAGCUGAAACCAGAGUAUCAAAUUUCGAGAUUCUCAGACUGAAAGAAGAGAAAUUAGAUUUGAAAGAUCUUUUAUGGAGACUGAAACAAGAAGCUGACACAAAGCUUAACUCAUUGGAACAGAUCACUAUGGCAAAGCUGUCCCAAUACUUUGAACAAGCAGAGGGUCAUGUCUAUCUUGUGGAAAAGUACAAAGAAGACUUUGUGAGCAGUGUAAAAUGUCUCAGAAGGGAAACUGAGAGCUCUAUGGUGGUACAACUUGAAGCAGCAAUUGAUAUUAAGAGAGGAAUGAAUAAUCUGGACAGCAUCAAGAAAACUUUUGCUGAAACAAUGGAGAAAAAAGUGUUGGGCCUCUUGGAGGAGUUACGCAAAUGCAAGAGCUCGCAAAGUGAUUGGCAUAAGACUGACAAGGAGCUGGACAGCUGUUUUGAACAAAUAUGGCAAGAAACUGUCAAUGAGCUAUCAUUUAAUGGACUGAUGAAGAAAAAUAUAACUGAUCAUGUUCACAGGCAACUUAGGGAGAACAUGAAACAGAGGGGAAGCUCUGUUGCAGAACAAUUAAUCAGAGAAAAUCUGAACAAUUACGGCAUAGGUGAGUUCAAAGUCACCAAAGACAAUUUCUUUAAAAAAAUGUAUAAAUGUUUCAUCAAUGACAACUCAGCAGAGGACCUUCAGCGAUUUGCUUGUGACAUAAUUAAAACAUGCAGUGAUUUAGUCUGUGACAAGAAAGAGAGACGUUUAGAUUACCAUGACAAUUACAUCCAGGAAAUCUUAAAUGUAAUUGAUAACAAACUGGUGUCAAACAAGGGUAUGGGAUUUUCAGACCGAUUUGAACUCUCCCUCAAACUGUACAUUUGUGGAUUUUGUGCAAGAGAUUUUCAAGACAUGCACGAAUCUUUCAUUUUGGAGAAUGACCCACGGAGAUGCCUCAACCAGUAUAAAGACAAAUAUCGCAAUGAUUUCAAAGAUCUCUUCCAUGAUCGCGAUCAAUGCCAGAGAAAGGCUGAAGAAUUCACUAAACUCUGUUUGACGCCUGCCGUUGAGACGUUCAUCUACAGCUCCUUGGGUCCAGACAUUGUUGACAAAAUGAUACAGGGGAAAAAUGCAUUUCAGUUCAGCACUCGUGCAUUUUUUCAGUACACUCUGUUGAAGGAACUUCUCAAUGAAGAUAAGUUUGAGUGGUAUGUGAAAUACACACGCUCCUAUGAGCAUUUUGUUAAGAACUGGAUAUUAGAUCAAAUAAUCGAGCAGUUUUCAAAUGGAGAUGACGUGUCUGAGUUGGAAGAAUGUCACCUCAGAGGAAUCACCAAGGAGAUACUAGAGAGUGUCAAAAUGGCACAGAAAGAAACAAAUGUAGAAGACAUCAAAGAAUUCAUACAGUGCAUUUGCAGGAAUCUUGGAGAAAAGCUCCAAAUUCCCAACGAUGCUCUAGAAACAGUGUUGGCCUUAAAUAAUGCAUCUCCAGAGUCAUUUGCGAGCUGGUUAACCAAAUCUGUGGAGGAGAUGAAGCAGAUACUAAAGGACCAACUGAAGAGAGUCAGCUUUAUCCAGAAACUGUGGAAAAUCAAAAUGAAUCCCCAGGAUGAACUCUUCAAGAGGGUGUUUGGAUGUGGGUACCAGUGUCCCUUUUGCAAAGCUCCAUGUGAGGCUGGUGGAGAAGCUCACACUGAACACUGUGCUUCAGUUCACAGACCUCAGGGACUUGGAUUUUACAUAUAUGUAUGUGAUGAAAAACUAGUGACAAGCAUCUGCUCAACAGAUGUCCACAGCGAACAACAGUUCAAGUGUUUUGAGACAGAUUAUGAAUACCAUCCCUACAAAAGGUAUAGAGAAAUAUUUCCAGAUUGGCACAUUCCUGCUGAUGCUAGCAUAGAAGCAUCAGAUUACUGGAAAUAUGUGAUGACUCGCUUCAACACCAAGUUUGCUGAAGAAUAUAAUGUUUGCCCUGCUGAUAUACCCAUCACUUGGAAAAAAAUCAGUAAGCAGCAAGCAAAGAAGAGUCUAAAAGAGUCUUUCAGCAUCAUAUAAGCAAUAUAUAUAUAUAUACUUUCAGCAUCCUAUAAACUUUAUAUGUACGGCAUUCGAACUAAACGCAUGUGGUGACCACUUCCAUGGCAAUGACUGCUUUUUGUAGUGACCAGAAAAUUCAGUUGAUUGCUUGCUAAUGCUUCGAUCACAUUUAUAC